Molecule: messenger RNA, 1337 nt
Organism: Polypterus senegalus (gray bichir)
Lineage: Eukaryota; Metazoa; Chordata; Cladistia; Polypteriformes; Polypteridae
Product: zona pellucida sperm-binding protein 3-like
Exons: 9
Coding region: 18-1094 (358 amino acids)
Biological process (GO): egg coat formation; binding of sperm to zona pellucida; positive regulation of acrosome reaction
Cellular component (GO): extracellular matrix
Molecular function (GO): acrosin binding
Source: RefSeq, a predicted model, not a curated record
CUCUUUGUUGUUUCAAAAUGUGGUGUAAAGACAAGGGUCAGAUAGCCGUGGUAUUGCUGUUCUUUUUCCUCUGCGAUGCAUUUGCUCAGCCCCGUUUCAAAGGACGGAAGCAAAUCGCAAAACACCAGAAGCCCGCGGUCAUGCAUUAUGUUGAGCCGAGAGCUGGCGCUCCGCAGACCGUAACCGCUCAGUGCACCGACAGUGAGGUGAUCGUCACCAUCAGUCCGGACUUGUUGGGCAUCCAAAAGCUGGUGCAGCCUUCUGAUCUUUCCAUGGGUGGAUGUGGUGUGACCAGUCCGGCCGGUGCUCAGCCCUUUGUGAUUGAAGCGCCUCUGCAGGGCUGUGGGAGCACCGUGGAGAUGCAAGGAGCUCUCAUAGUGUACACCUUCACCCUUGACUACAAUCCUUCUCCAAUUGAUGGUCUUCCCAUUGUAAGAACAAAUCCAGCUGUGGUGCAGAUUGAAUGCCAAUACAACAGGCUACACAAUGUAAGCAGCAAUGCCUUAAACCCCACUUGGGUUCCAUACACCUCCACGAUAUCUGCUGAGGAUAUUCUGGGCUUCUCGCUUGUUAUAAUGAGCAGUGACUGGAGUGGGCCGAGUCCAUCCAACACAUUCUUCCUAGGAGACCUCAUUAACCUUCAAGCAUCUGUGGACAGCACUAACCAUGAGCCUCUCCGUGUCUUUGUGGACAGCUGUGUGGCCACUCCUGGGUCCAAUGCAUCUGCCCCAGCCUACACCUUCAUUGGGAAUAAUGGGUGUUUCUUGGACAGCCAACUGACAGGCUCCAAUUCCCAGUUCGUGUCCCCCAGAGUUGCCCAGUCUGUAAUGCAGUUCCAGCUGGAUGCCUUCAGGUUUUAUGGUCUGACUACUAGUUCAAUCUUCAUUACCUGCCAUCUGAAGGUGACCUUGGUGUCUGCUAAUGUUGAUCCUUUGAAUAAGGAUUGUUCAUACAACUCUGCACUGAGCCAGUGGAGCUCAGUGGAUGGGGACAAUGCUGUCUGUAGCUGCUGUGACACAAGCUGUGCCAACCCCCCUCCCUUCAAGAGGGGCUCUGGUGCCCUAAACACAGACCCAGGAGAGCAAGUGAAGUGAGUGCACCAGCUGGAUGGAAGGAGACCAUUUCUGUUGGCCCUCUUUUUCUGGAGCAGGUCUCUCCUUUGUCUUCUGUAUCACAGUCCCUGUCUGGCCAGCAAGAUGAAGCCUCUGCAGGCUCCCAGUUCCAAGAUUCCAUCCUUGGUGCUGUUGUUGGUGUCCUGGCUGUCUCGUGUGUGGCUGUACUAUUGUUUGCCUACAGAAAAAAGAACAUUAACACUAAGCAAUAAAAUUUUAAACCUU